CAAAACACCACAAGAUACUUGGUUUGCAGAAGUCGCCACUGCUUUGGCCCUGUCCGAUAAGGAAUGACAGGUGAUCUUUUGGCCAGAUGAGGCAUUGACGCGCAUCGCCGCCAAAUACUCCGGUCUCUUUGACGAUGGCACUUAGGACACCCAAAGCAAUUGAGUCUUCGUACGAAGCAUUCUUCGUAUGCUCAGGUAUAGUUGCAUUCCGAAGUUGAACAGUAUUACCUCGCACCACCCGCCAUGUCUGCCGUCGCACCACGAGAAUGGGCUACAGUCGACCUCGAAGUGCCUCGUCUGGGGACUGUGAAAGGUUGGUGCUUUGAUGGCACCACGUGCCAGUACUACGGCAUUCCCUAUGGCAAGGUGCCUGGACGUUUUCGACGUCCUCAGCCUGCUGAUGCACCAUGGCCGGACAGCAAAUGGGAUGGCACAAAGCUCUAUCCCUUUUCGCCUCAGCCACCCCGUGACUUCUAUUUCGUACCGAAUCCGCCCAGGCCAUGGGUGAAAGAACCUACAACGUCUGCAACCGAAUGUCUCAAUAUCAACAUUUCGGUGCCGACUCCGCCUUCAGAAUCGGCGGGUAGGCCCAAGUAUCCCGUAAUGGUGUUCUUCCAUGGCGGAGCUUUCGUCUAUUCUGCUGGAUCAGCGGGGAUAUAUGAUGGGAGAAGACUGGCGCAAAUCUCACAACAAGACCUUGAUAUCCCCACCAUCGUUAUUUCGGUGACUUUCAGACUCGGCGUCUAUGGCUUCUUGGCCAGUAAGGAGAUCCGCGAAUACAACACUGCGCAUGGAGAAAGCGGUGUUGGCAACUACGGGCUUUGGGAUCAAAUCGAAGCCUUGCGAUGGAUUCAACAGCACAUUACUGCAUUUGGAGGGGAUCCGGAUAAAGUGACAAUAUUUGGCCAGAGUGCAGGAGGAGUAUCGUGCAAUGUUCAUAUGCUGAGAGACGAACGUCUGUUCUCUGCGGCCAUUAUUCAGUCGGGCCUCCUUCCUCUUUGUGGCGUGCUCAGCGAAGCUCAAUAUCAGGUCAUUUAUGACAAGCUACUGCGCUACCUGAACAUACCAGCCGACUUACCGGCACAACAACAACUCCAGAAGCUCAUUGAGAUCGAUGAGUCCAACCUUACGAUAGCCAUGGUUCCUGUUUUCGUGACGCCAGUCAUCACAAUCUCCCCAUGCGAUGAUGGCGUUCUUAUCAACGGUCCUAUGCCGACGUACUCUAGCUACUCCGACUUUGCUCCACCAUCUUGGUGCAAACGUGUUAUGAUUGGUGAUGUCGCCAACGAAUGUAUGAUCUGGAACAAGGGUUUCCGUUCCUACGAUGCACCCUCGCUGGUCGCAAAGAUCAAGACCUUCCUGAAAGACAAAGAUAAAGCGCAAACUCUGCUUGAUUUGUAUGGUAUCACCGACGAUAUGGAUCGUAACCGGACCUUCUACAAACUCGAAAAACUUACAACAGAUGGUCUGUACCUCAGUGUCCAUUGGUCUGCUCUCCGCGCUCAUCCACAGAUGUAUGCGUAUCGCUUUGACGUCCCAUCACCUUUCGACAAUGAGUGGAAAGGGCUCGCCCACCACUCGCUCGACAACGUAUAUAUCUGGUCUUUGCUCAAGGACAUUCUGCCCGCUAGCCACCAGCGUGUCUCGGAGCAAAUGAGUGCAGCAUGGUUAAAGUUCGCAAACGGUACCGAGCCCUGGGAGCGAUUCGACAAGAAUCGCGCGUUCAUGAUCUUCGCCCCAGAUCGCUGCGGCAUGGUAAAUGCUGACGAUGACCGCCAGAAACGCGACUACAAAGUUUGGGAGGAGAUCGAGUCUCAAGGACUAUUGCAAGUUUUUGGCGAACUCGCCGACGAGCUGUGCAUGCGGCAUGAAGAGAUGCUCGAUCCAGAGAUUGAGCCCAAAGCGAUGUCUGUCCCAGCAUUUGAAGAGGUAGGCAUCAGCACCGGCAACCAGCCUGGUGGCCUGAGAUUGGACAUUUAGUUUUAUAUGAUGCAAAUAAACGGACUGAUAG
Exophiala viscosa is the source of this 2011-nucleotide messenger RNA. RefSeq names its product Alpha/Beta hydrolase protein. Bases 244 to 1980 code for a protein of 578 amino acids. The record is from RefSeq and is a predicted model, not a curated record. The transcript is spliced from 3 exons. Lineage: Eukaryota; Fungi; Ascomycota; Eurotiomycetes; Chaetothyriales; Herpotrichiellaceae.